AUGUCCCUUGCAUACGAGUCUCCAUAUCGCGACCAAUCUUUCUACCAUCUACUGAACCGGGAAUCCUACAUUGUCAAACUCAUUGCACUUACUAUUGUCAUCGGAACCUUAUUCAUAGGAAUCAUGGUCCUUAUUGCACUGAGGAUGAGCCAGCUGACUUUUCAGCUUGAAGCUGAGUCUCUCACCUCAAUAUCAGAUCAUUCUAUCACUCUGCCCACAUUGACACCGAGUGACUCAGGAAGUGAGUACAAAGAGUUCAAACAAAAGCCCAAACAAAAAGAGUCCAAAGGUCAGUUAAUGGUCAACAACAUUCCCCCAGGCAUUAAGAAUGAACAGAGUGCACAAAAGAAGAACAGCUUUGCAUUUAAUUCCGCAGCCUUAAUGCAAAUGUUCGGGAGGCGUCGUCACACUAUCUCUAACAUUGGUGAAAUUGGUGACAAUGGCUUCACAGAGCACCAAAUGCAAGCCCAGGGAUAUCAGUAUGUUCGGAAGUUUUCUGUCGAUAUCACAGCUUUGCAAGCUCAGCUAGAAGAUCCUAAGAGCCAUAGCAGUAUGUCUUCAUUCAAGUCUGCAGAAGACAUGCCGCAGUCAAAUGCUUCAUUGUCGAUGAUACCAAUCACAAAGAAGGUGUGCAGCAUCGAAGAACCGUCGACUUCAAGACCAUUAAAGAAAUCAUCAGCACCACCAAGGAUAAUGGUGGAGCCUGUCUUGGAAGAAGAAUUUCACCAAACUAUUGAACAGAGGAUUUCUGAAGAACGGCAAAGCCAUAAUAAUUUCAGACUAUGCCUACUACUUUUGAUAACAUACACCUUGUCUGUAAUUCCAAUGUACAUCACAGAGUCUAUUCGCAGCCUUGUUUCUCUAGAUGUUUACAUCAAUUGCCUCAUUUGUGUGACUGCCAUUUCGAGCAUCCAGACAGUCAUUUUCCCCCACAUCAUCAUCUGCACUGACUCUUUAGUUUACAAAGUCCUACGUAACUUGAUCAGUGCAUGUUGUGUCCCUAAAGCAAAGGACAAGCAGCAAAAAGAAACUCAGUCUAUGCUGCCCCAUCCAACGCCAUCGGAUUUCAGCGUUAGUCAGCUUUAG
Molecule: messenger RNA, 1086 nt
Organism: Acanthosepion pharaonis
Lineage: Eukaryota; Metazoa; Mollusca; Cephalopoda; Sepiida; Sepiidae
Source: the annotation of a GenBank genome assembly